This is a messenger RNA of Anopheles bellator, 1816 nucleotides long. RefSeq names its product apyrase. The record is from RefSeq and is a predicted model, not a curated record. Bases 132 to 1412 code for a protein of 426 amino acids. NCBI's taxonomy places the organism in Eukaryota, Metazoa, Arthropoda, Insecta, Diptera, Culicidae. Gene Ontology annotation, molecular function: GDP phosphatase activity; calcium ion binding; UDP phosphatase activity. Gene Ontology annotation, biological process: proteoglycan biosynthetic process. The transcript is spliced from 2 exons.
UUUACUGGUUUGCCAAUAUUAAACGAUGGCAUUGUGACGUGUUUUUCCUUGCCAACGGUUCUCGCCCACCUGCUGUGCGUGGGCAGCAAUAAGCCGGAAAAGAUCCCCGGAAGGAAGCGCAGGAAAGCCCAAUGAAACAAUACACGGACACGGCUCCAUCUUCGUCGUGCUUGCUGUACAGCAAUCUGGGAUCGGGCAAGAUCCCAUCGAAACAGCCGGGGUCGACGAUCAUAGAAACCGGCAUGUAUCUGCGCGACUGGCGGAAAGCACUGCGAUCGCCCCCGUCGUACCGGAUAGGGAACCGCACGAUCCGGUUGCAGGUACAUUUCACCUGGGUUCUGGCUACGUUAUGCGCCUUUCUGCUGCUGGUCCUGUACAUCUCCUCGAGUCCGACAUACGUGAAUGAUGUGGCGCCCCCGCCGCCGAACAGUUUUCUGAAAACCACGGUCAUCGUGUACAAUCACACGUAUCCGCUGACCAGUCCCAUCGUAAGCAGUGGCAUAUACUCGUUCCGCAUCGGCAUCAUUGCCGAUUUGGACACCAGUUCAGCCCUGUCGAAGAACCAGUGGGGAAGCUUCUAUCUGAAGGGCUACCUGAGCUACAUUCCUUCCAAGCGAUCGGUAACGGUCUCGUGGGACGAGGGUACGCCCAAGGCCCUUCAGUCGGGCUUUGCCCUCAAAGGCCGAGGAAUGGAACUGUCGGAGUUGGUGGUUUUUAACGGAAAACUUCUCACGUUUGACGAUCGCACCGGUUUGGUGUACGAAGUGGAGGGUGACCGCGUAUUGCCGUGGGUCCUACUGAUGGACGGAGACGGACGGACAGGGAAGGGCUUCAAGGCGGAGUGGGCCACGGUCAAGGAUCAGAUACUGUACGUGGGAUCGAUGGGCAAGGAGUGGACUACGGCGGCCGGUGACUUUGAAACCAGCGACCCUAUGUACGUGAAAGCCGUUACGGUUCAUGGAGAGGUCUAUCAUCUGAAUUGGAUAAACAAUUACAAAGCAAUCCGGAAGGCGAUCGGCAUCGACUGGCCCGGCUACAUGAUACACGAAUCCGGUGCCUGGUCCGACGUCCAUCGGCGGUGGUUCUUCUUGCCGCGGCGCUGCUCGCACGAGCGAUACAACGAAACGCGCGACGAGCACAUGGGCUGCAACUUCCUCAUAUCCUGCGACGAAACGUUCCAGAGUAUUCGCGCCAUCGAACUCACGCGCAACGGCAUUCCGCCGACGCACGGGUACUCGAGUUUCAAGUUCUUGCCCACGGCCAACGAUGAAGUAAUCGUUGCCCUAUCGACCGAGGAGCUGAACGGCAAAACGUCUACCUUCGUCAGCGCAUUCACGAUAGAAGGUGAACAGCUGAUGGCCGAGACGCGCAUCCCGACCGAAUACAAGUACGAGGGCCUGGAGUUUAUCUAGACAGCUCUUGUCCUUUAAGUCGAUUGCAAACUGUAAAUAUCGCCGGUUAGAUCCCCUUGAGUUAGCAGCUCCGUAGUUAGACAAAAACUGUGCUCCUGUUACGAAUUACGACAUUGAUGCUCUUGAAAAAGAACGAAACAAACCACGACACGGAGACGGGGAGACAAAGUAUUAGAAGACAGCUUGUCGCAAGUUUCAGUUCCAUAUCUGUUCAACGCGCUUAUCCAAUGCCAAAAAACUGUACGCCAACCGCUACAGAGAGCAAGUGUCGGUCCUGUCGGCAAAGCGCGAAGCCAUUCCGCUUUUCGACCGCAGACACCAGCAGGAAUCAGGUUAUCGCUCUGUUGUGAUAGUGGCGUUUUGUUGCUCUGUACAGGAAUUAUGUUUUAAAAUAAAACAAUUGA